AUUGACAAAAUGAAUUCAGAGCUCGCAGAGCUGCACUGUACUCGCCAAACAUACCAAAAAGGUAAAGACGAAUACAAACAAAAUGUAUCGUUGGUAACUGGAUAAGACAUGACCAAGACGAUGGCUGGCCUGGUUUCAUGGCGUGUACUCUCAGUUCUGGUGCUUGUUUUAGGAACCAAUGGGCAAACAGCAACUGUAACCGGUACUUCACCAGCAGCAGCUGGAACUGAUGUCACACUCACAUGUGAUAUUACAGGUGGAACAGCAGCUGCAAUUAUAUGGGUAGAUGAUAGUACAGGUGAAAGUAUCUUUGCUGGAACAGUCCCUAUCACUGAUGAUGAAAAGUUUAGUAACUUUGAUGUAACUUCCCUGACAAAUACACAAUCAGUGAUGACAAUUUCUAGUGCAGAAGUAACAGAUGAUGGGGUCUAUAGAUGUGAUAUUCCGAGUACUGAUGGUAGUAUGGACUUUGUAGUAGAAGCUCCAGGAAGUUUAACUGAACCAACUGUAAGAAGUCAUUUAAGUAGCAGUGGAGAGGAUAUGUAUGAAGCAACAUGUGAAGUUGUUGGAAGCAAACCACCAGUUAACAUCACAUGGUAUCUGAAUGGUGUUGAACAGACUGAUGGCAAUGGGAAGACGAUAGUUGAAACAUACCCAAAAGCUACACCACCAUUAUAUAAUACAAAUAAUGUGUUCACAUUCCCAGCAACUCAAGAAAAUCAUUUACAGACUUUGGAAUGUCGGGCUACUGGAUAUCACCUUACAGAGCUGGAAAGACAGGAAUCAAGAGAUUUAGAUAUUCAUACCUCUCCAUCUAGUGCUGGUACUACUGUCACUGCUGAGCAUGUAACCGAUGGAACAGACAGCAUCGGAGUGACAUGUACUGCAGAGAGUGAACCUACUCCAACAAUGAGAAACUACUAUAUAUUCUCUAAUGGUACCCUGAUACAUGAAUCAAUGGAAAGUGUGAAUGAUGUCACUGUUUCAAAUCCUGAAGUUGGAACAGAGUACACGUGUAUGGCUGGUAAUUACCUUGGAAAUACAUCAAUUAGUGCAGCAGUUACAUAUGACCCAACAAAGACCACACCCGAGCCUACACCAUGUCCUUGUUCACCGUCUGGUCUGAGUUCUGGAGCAUCUGCUGGAAUAGCUAUCUUAGCCAUCCUUCUAGUAGCUUCUAUUAUCAUCAACUUUGUACAGUUCAUUCCUCUGAGGAGAAAAACCAAACCAGAGUUCCAUGAGUCAAACAAGAAUGAUAAAAGACGUGGAACAUGAUUCUGCUUCACAUCCGCUGUUAUAGAGACUCAAGAAUUACAAGACCAAAUGAAUACUACAAUGUAAGCUGCAGGACCCUCAUGAUUCAAAAAGGGCAAAAAAUUAAAUACCAAUAAUUAUCCUAUAUCAAACGUAAUGACUUUAUCAUUCAUGUAUUUAGAAUAGAGUACUGAUAACCCUUUGCCUCCUCACCACCCAGCAAGCAAAUGCACAAUCUAGGAGGAAUAGGGUUAUUUUACUGAUAAUGAUAGUGCUGAUUGUAGCAGUAGUUUUUAUAAUGAUAUUGUGAAUAUAGGUAAUAAUGAUUAUGAAAAUUUAGUUUCUCGUAAGAAUAUGGCAAUAUGGGAUAAUUAAAAAAAAAUGAUUUUUUUUUUCGGAACGGUGCAAAGUAGAUCUAAUUCCUUCGGCAACCAAACUCUUCAUUUGUGUAAUAAUUUUGUUAAUGAAGAUUUUUUUUUUACAAAAAAUAAUGAUGAAUGGAUUCAGGGAAGGGGGGCAUGUGACACUACAUCUGUGUUUGAGAGGGCAGUAGCCUCUUUCCAUCAUUUCAUAUUUAGCACAUGGGAACGAGAUUUGAUCAAAAUUUGAUCUUUAGAGUCAAGAGGAAUAAAUUGUUACCUGACGUAUGUAUUUGGAAUAAAAUGAAUUAAACAUGAUUUUGUCACUG
Messenger RNA from Lytechinus pictus (painted urchin), 1942 nucleotides. RefSeq names its product kin of IRRE-like protein 3. Gene Ontology annotation, biological process: heterophilic cell-cell adhesion; homophilic cell-cell adhesion. The coding region runs from base 109 to 1275 and encodes 388 amino acids. Lineage: Eukaryota; Metazoa; Echinodermata; Echinoidea; Temnopleuroida; Toxopneustidae. Gene Ontology annotation, cellular component: adherens junction. The transcript has 8 exons. The record is from RefSeq and is a predicted model, not a curated record.